Messenger RNA from Gracilinanus agilis (Agile Gracile Mouse Opossum), 2280 nucleotides. RefSeq names its product tripartite motif containing 46 (gene TRIM46). Gene Ontology annotation, molecular function: protein binding; zinc ion binding. The transcript is spliced from 10 exons. The record is from RefSeq and is a predicted model, not a curated record. Lineage: Eukaryota; Metazoa; Chordata; Mammalia; Didelphimorphia; Didelphidae. Bases 1 to 2280 code for a protein of 759 amino acids.
AUGGCUGAGGGUGAGGAUAUGCAGACCUUCACUUCCAUCAUGGAUGCGCUGGUCCGCAUCAGCACAAGCAUGAAGAACAUGGAGAGGGAAUUGCUCUGCCCUGUCUGCCAGGAGAUGUAUAAGCAGCCGCUGGUGCUGCCCUGUGCCCACAAUGUAUGCCAGGCCUGUGCCAGGGAAGUGCUGGGCCAGCAGGGUUAUGGGAGCCACACUGGGGAUCCCAGCUCUGAGCCCACCUCACCAGCCUCCACCCCUGCUACUCGAAGUCCCCGACUUGGCCGCAGGACCCUCCCUAAAGCAGACCGCCUGGACAGGCUGCUCAAGUCAGGUUUUGGAACAUACCCUGGCCGGAAACGGGGAGCCUUGCACCCCCAAAUUGUGACCUUCCCGUGCCCAGCAUGCCAGGGUGAUGUGGAGCUGGGUGAGAGGGGCCUGGGUGGCCUCUUCCGUAACUUAACCCUAGAACGGGUUGUGGAGCGGUACCGUCAGAGUGUGAGUGUGGGUGGUGCCAUCUUGUGCCAGCUUUGUAAGCCCCCACCUCUGGAAGCCACCAAGGGCUGUACCGAGUGCCGUGCUACCUUCUGCAAUGAGUGCUUCAAGCUCUACCACCCCUGGGGUACUCAGAAGGCCCAGCAUGAACCCACACUGCCCACCCUCACUUUUCGACCCAAGGGUCUGAUGUGUCCAGACCACAAAGAGGAGGUCUCUCACUACUGCAAGACAUGCCAGCGGUUAGUGUGCCAGCUUUGCCGGGUUCGGCGCACUCACAGUGGGCAUAAGAUUACCCCUGUGCUCAGUGCCUAUCAGGCUCUGAAGGAGAAACUGACAAAGAGCCUGACAUAUAUUUUGGGAAAUCAGGACACUGUACAAACCCAGAUCUGUGAGCUGGAGGAGACAGUGAGGCACACAGAGGUGAGUGGUCAGCAAGCAAAGGAGGAAGUGGCUCAGCUUGUGCGGGGGCUGGGUGCAGUGCUGGAGGAGAAGCGGACAACUCUGCUGCAGGCCAUUGAUGAAUGCCAGCAAGACCGGCUAGCUCGGCUGGGGGCACAGCUCCAGGAACACCGGAGCCUGUUGGAUGGCUCAGGACUAGUGGGCUAUGCCCAAGAGGUCCUCAAAGAGACAGACCAGCCUUGUUUUGUUCAGGCUGCCAAGCAGCUGCACCACAGGAUCGCCCGGGCAACAGAGGCCCUUCAGAACUUUCGUCCAGCUACCAGCUCCUCCUUCCGCCAUUGUCAGUUGGAUGUGGGCCGGGAGAUGAAGUUGCUGACCGAACUCAGCUUCCUAAGAGUGCCCGAGGCUCCUGUGAUCGAUACCCAGCGCACCUUUGCCUAUGAUCAGAUUUUCCUCUGCUGGCGGCUGCCCCCCCAUUCCCCACCUGCUUGGCACUACACUGUGGAAUUCCGGCGCACAGAUAUCCCUAAUCCUCCAGGACCCACCCGAUGGCAGCGGCGAGAGGAGGUGAGAGGGACCAGCGCCCUGCUGGAGAACCCUGACCCAGGCUCUGUCUAUGUGCUUCGGGUCAGAGGCUGCAAUAAGGCAGGCUAUGGAGAAUACAGUGAGGAUGUCCACCUGCACACUCCCCCUGCACCAGUUCUGCACUUCUUCCUGGAUGGGCGCUGGGGUUCCAGCAGAGAGAGGCUGGCCAUCAGCAAGGACCAACGGGCGGUGCGCAGCAUCCCAGGGGUGCCCCUGCUCCUGGCGGCCGAGCGGCUGUUGACAGGCUGCCACCUGAGUGUGGACAUCGUGCUGGGAGACGUGGCCGUGACUCAAGGCCGUAGCUACUGGGCCUGUGCAGUGGAUCCUGCCUCCUAUCUGGUCAAAGUGGGUGUCGGGCUAGAAAGCAAACUGCAGGAGAAUUUCCAGGGCGCCCCGGACGUGGUCAGCCCCAGGUAUGAUCCAGACAGUGGGCAUGACAGCGGAGCAGAAGAUGCCACUGUGGAGGCAUCUCCACCCUUCGCCUUCCUGACCAUUGGCAUGGGCAAGAUCUUGCUGGGAGCCGGUGGGAGUGGGGGGGCAGGGCUGACGGGGCGAGAUGGCCCUGGGGCUGGCUGCACGGUUCCCCUGCCUCCCCGCCUGGGCAUCUGCCUGGACUAUGAGCGGGGUCGGGUCUCCUUUCUUGAUGCCGUGUCUUUCCGUGGGCUUCUUGAGUGCCCAUUGGACUGCUCAGGGCCUGUGUGUCCAGCCUUUUGCUUUAUUGGGGGUGGUGCAGUCCAACUGCAAGAGCCUGUGGGCAUCAAACCUGAGAGGAAAGUCACGAUUGGGGGUUUCUCCAAGCUGGAUUGA